Messenger RNA from Ananas comosus (pineapple), 1844 nucleotides. RefSeq lists its product as uncharacterized. Gene Ontology annotation, cellular component: chloroplast stroma; starch grain. Gene Ontology annotation, biological process: regulation of starch metabolic process; starch metabolic process. The transcript is spliced from 11 exons. Gene Ontology annotation, molecular function: starch binding. NCBI's taxonomy places the organism in Eukaryota, Viridiplantae, Streptophyta, Magnoliopsida, Poales, Bromeliaceae. The record is from RefSeq and is a predicted model, not a curated record. The coding region runs from base 365 to 1609 and encodes 414 amino acids.
CAGGCCUCACGCCACCGCUGACGUGUACGGUAGAUUCAACCCUAUUUCCUCUUCUCGUCUCUCUUCUCGUCUCCCCCCGCGCUCCUCCGAUUUUUUUUUAACCCUUUUUUUUUUUUCUUUUGUUUUUUUCGUCUUUUUCCCUCUCCUCCUCCUCCUCCUCCUCCUCCUUUGAAGCGACAAAGGCGCUUCUGGGAAAAGCUGGCCCACCGUUAACGGAAAGCGCUUUCAAAUACGCUGCACAACUCCUCUCCACUUCCCAUCACUCUUUCACAGCUCUUCGUCAUCUCUUCUUCAUCUUCUUCUCUGUUUCUCUGGGGUUUUUUUUCUUUUCUUUUCUUUUCUUUUCUCUUCCUUGGAAUGAGACAUGGCCACGACGUCGAGAGGAGGGCUCGUGGCUCCGCCGCUCGAUCUUAAGAUGGUGUCGUCGAAGAGGGCCUACGUGGCGCCGCCGACGCCGCUCCACGUGGCGGACUUCCGUUGGCCGAGGCGUCGCUCGUGCGCGGUCACGUGCUGCGGCGCGGCGGAGAAGAGGAAGGAGAGCGCGAGGAGGGUGCGCGUGAAGGCCACGCCCCGGUUGCCCUUCCCGUCUCAUCGCUCUCAAAGGCUCUCCAAACAACAAAACUUUUAUCCCCGUUGCACUCCAAGGAAUUCUGCUCCUCAGUCCCGUGACACUCCGCCUAAGAGAGACACUGGUAUUGCUAGUGAGAAAGAUUGGGGAAUCAACUUACUAGAUGAAAGAGUGAGUGAAUCUGGCGUAAAUGAGGAUGGCAGUACAUGGUACAGAGAAAGCAGAGAAGAUCUGGGCGAGAAUGGAUAUAGGUGCCGCUGGGCAAGGAUGGGAGGCCAAAGUCACGAUGGUGCCUCAGAAUGGAAAGAAACUUGGUGGGAGAAAAGUGAUUGGAGCGGAUAUAAAGAGUUAGGCGCAGAAAAAUCCGGGAAGAAUGCUGAAGGAGAUUCAUGGUGGGAAACAUGGCAAGAAGUUUUGUACCAAGAUGAAUGGAGUAAUCUUGCAAGGAUAAGGAGGAGCGCAGAAAAACAAGCAAAAUCAGGCAAAGAAAAUGCUGGAUGGUACGAGAAAUGGUGGGAAAAGUAUGAUGCUAAAGGUUGGACAGAGAAAGGAGCUCAUAAGUAUGGGAGGCUGAAUGACCAGUCCUGGUGGGAGAAGUGGGGAGAACACUAUGAUGGAAGAGGCUACGUAGUCAAAUGGACAGAUAAAUGGGCAGAGACUAAAUUAGGCACCAGAUGGGGAGACAAAUGGGAGGAAAAGUUCUUUGCAGGAAUUGGUUCGCGGCAAGGGGAGACUUGGCAUGUAUCUCCUGCGGGUGAACGUUGGACAAGAACCUGGGGUGAGGAGCACUUUGGUAAUGGGAAAGUUCACAAAUAUGGUAAAAGCACGACAGGUGAAAGUUGGGACAUCGUUGUAGAAGAGGAGACCUAUUAUGAGGCCGAAGCUCACUAUGGAUGGGCGGAUGUCGUAGGAGACUCGACUCAGUUACUGUUGAUACAACCUCAGGAAGGGCCACCGGGAGAAUACCCGACCCUUGAUUUUGAUUCUUCGCUACCACAAACUGAAGAUCCACCUGACACACUGCCGGCAUCUCCACAAUAAAUUAUUGGAGGGAGUCCUAACUUUUUUCUUGGACUCUUUUGAGUUUUGCUUCAUGGACAUUGCGUUGUUGAAAAGACCAUGCUAUGUUCAUUCUUUCAGUCCAUUUGUUGAUUCAUUUUUUGUUGCUCCCUCAUUCUGAAUUUCUGAUUGAUCCGUUCGAUCUCUCUGACAGCAGAACAGCACGAAGCAGUAUGAAAAAUUAAAACUUCUAUAUCACAUUUUACAGCUUUCACUA